AUGGUGGCACCUGCCCAACACUUCCGCUUCCGGCCACGCUGCGGCCACGCCCAGCGAGGGGCAGCGGCUCCGCCUCUGUUGGCUCCGGCCAAUCCCCGCGCGCACUUUCGCGAGGCGUCCCGCCCCCUCGGCCGGUCUGACCAAUCAGCGCUCGCCUCGCUCGCUUCCCGCCACCGUCUCUCGCUGUUCCAGCCUCUCUUCCCCGUAAGCCACGCCCCUUCGGCCUCAGACCAAUCACCGUUCUCCUCACCUGUCACACCCCCUCAGGCUCCGCCCAGAUCCCCACUGCCUCCUCCCUUCGAAACCCACCAAUCCCCGCCCGUGUUCCUCAGACGUUGCCCAAUCAGCGCCCGUCGGGGGCAGCGCCGCAGCCAAUCAGAGGCGGCGGCGCUCGGCGGGCCGGUGCAUUCCAAGAUGGCGGCGGUGCCGGGCGGGUCGCGGCGCUUCGACCCCGCGGCGCUGGGCCUGGACCCGUCCUGGCGCCUCACGGCCUACGGGGAGCUGCGCGGCUGAGGCUGCAAAGUCCCGCAGGAGACGCUGCUCAAGCUCCUGGCGGGACUCGAGGGACAGCGCCCGGGAGGAGGAGGCGGAGGGGAAGGGGCGGAAGCGGAGAGCGGCGGGGCCCCGGCACUGGGCAUCGGGCUGGACUCGUGUGUGAUCCCGCUGCGGCACGGGGGGCUCUCGCUGGUGCAGACCACCGACUUCUUCUACCCCAUCAUCGAUGACCCCUACAUGAUGGGCCGCAUCGCCUGCGCCAACGUCCUGAGCGACCUGUACGCCAUGGGGGUCACCGAGUGUGACAAUGUCCUGAUGCUGCUGAGCGUCAGCCAGCGCAUGAGCGAGGAGGAGCGGGACAAGGUGAUGCCGCUGAUCAUCCAGGGCUUCCGGGACGCGGCCGAGGACGGGGGGACAUCGGUGACAGGGGGACAGACCGUGCUCAACCCCUGGGUCAUCGUGGGGGGCGUGGCCACCGCCGUCUGUCAAUCAAGCGAGUUCAUCAUUGUCCCUGAGGGGACCCCUGGGCGCCGUGGGUGUGUCCCCAAGGCCACUGCGGGGUCCCUGACGCUGUCCCCUCGCUGUCCCCUCGCUGUCCCCUCGCUGUCCCUGCAGCCUGAGCGCUGGAACAAGAUCAAGCUGGUGGUGACACGGGAGGAGGUGGAGUUGGCCUAUCAGGAGGCCGUGUCCAGCAUGGCCACGCUCAACCGCACCGGUGGGUGA
Molecule: messenger RNA, 1218 nt
Organism: Sturnus vulgaris (Common starling)
Lineage: Eukaryota; Metazoa; Chordata; Aves; Passeriformes; Sturnidae
Source: RefSeq, a predicted model, not a curated record